Cyphellophora attinorum is the source of this 1014-nucleotide messenger RNA. RefSeq lists its product as uncharacterized. The record is from RefSeq and is a predicted model, not a curated record. Gene Ontology annotation, cellular component: late endosome; HOPS complex. Bases 1 to 1014 code for a protein of 337 amino acids. Gene Ontology annotation, biological process: endosomal vesicle fusion; protein targeting to vacuole. The transcript has a single exon. Lineage: Eukaryota; Fungi; Ascomycota; Eurotiomycetes; Chaetothyriales; Cyphellophoraceae.
AUGGACCAAGCAGCAGAUGAUCUCAUCAGCUCCGUCGGCAAAUAUAGCAAAGUGGGAAUAUGGCUGUGCCAAGGUCAGACUAGACUGGCGCGAAAGACGAACUCCAAGCCCAUAGGAAAAUUGAGCCGUCGGUCAAGCCUUCUACAACAACCACUCCCGCUCGAAGAGACACUAUGGGUAGAACUCAUCGAGGCUAUUGUCUCCAUCGCCCGGACCAACGCCUCCUUAUCACUCCUCAGCGACCAACGGCCAACCGAACAGCCUGUCAAUGACAUCGGCGCCCAAAUCCGCCUCUCCAUCCAAGAAGUCUUCACCGCCCUCCUCGCCUCCACUACCACAUCUACUCCCGCCGACCGUCGCACGUCCGACGGCGCAGACCUUGCCUUCCUCCGCAUCCUGCGCACCUUCCUCUCCAACGCCGCUAAGGCGUCCCCGUCCCUUGCCGAGCUGCGCCAGGUCAUCACGUCGAUCUUCUCUGCGUAUGCACAUGAGCAGUCGCUCUUGAGCUUAUCGAACGCAAUACUGGAUAAGGAUGUGUUUGUGCACUUGGAUGAGGUCAAGCAGUUGAGGCAGCAGGGGUGGCGGCCAAAGGGGCAGGUGUGUGAGGUCUGUCGGAGGAGGGUCUGGGGACCGGGUUUAGGCGCGGGUGUGUGGGAGGGUUGGCAAGAGCGAGAGAUGGAGAGGCAGGAGCGGAAGGCCGACAGGCAUACAGUCGAAGGCUUGGAGCUAGCUGACGGCGGGGAUGUGGGGAAGGGCAAGGGCGUAGUGAAGGCUGACCACGGGCCUGAGCUGGGCAAAAGUGGAGAAAGUAGUGGCUUGGGGACCGAGAGUGCGGCCGACUCUUUGGGAGCCGUUGUGGUCUUCUCAUGUCGGCAUAUCUAUCACCGGCGGUGUUUGAUGGGUGAGGGCGAGCUACAGCCGCAGCAGCGACAGGCAGCUGCGGGACAGCUUGAGACAGCAGGCGAGCAGGACAGGAGGCUUGCGUGUCCAGCUUGUAUCGCGAGUAGGCCGUAG